GUGGACGGGCGGCAGAUCCGAGUGGACCAGGCCGGCAAGUCCUCCGACAGCCGGUCCCGUGGCUACCGCGGCGGCUCUGCCGGCGGCCGGGGCUUCUUCCGCGGGGGCCGCGGCCGGGGUCGCGGCUUCUCCAGAGGAGGUGGGGACCGGGGCUACGGGGGCGGCCGGUUCGAGUCCAGGAGUGGGGGCUACGGGGGCUCCAGAGACUACUAUGGCAGCCGGAGUCAGGGCGGCGGCUACGGCGAGCGGAGCUCGGGCGGGUCCUACAGGGACAGCUACGACAGCUACGCUACACACAACGAGUAAAAAUCCUUGCUGCUCGAGAUCGUCCUUCCAUUGGCUGUAUAUUUAAAGAUUUUGGGAGCUUCGCUGAACCGUUAAUGUGUAGUGACCACAUCUCCCUGCACCCCACUUUUGUAGUUCUCUCGGUUCUCAUCUUGUCAAACAGCCUGACUGCUGCAGACCCCCAUGGCCCCCUCACUAGA
Ceratotherium simum simum (southern white rhinoceros) is the source of this 485-nucleotide messenger RNA. The record is from RefSeq and is a predicted model, not a curated record. Lineage: Eukaryota; Metazoa; Chordata; Mammalia; Perissodactyla; Rhinocerotidae.